This is a messenger RNA of Paramecium octaurelia, 785 nucleotides long. The record is from the annotation of a GenBank genome assembly. Lineage: Eukaryota; Ciliophora; Oligohymenophorea; Peniculida; Parameciidae.
GUAAAUAAUUCAUGCUAAAUCGUUAGUUAUCAUGUUGGGAGAUUGUGGAGUAGGGAAAACAACAAUUUUAAACAAGUAAGAGAAUCUAUUUAUACAUAGUUUCUUGGAUAUUAUUGCUAAAACUGAGACAACAAUUGGAGUAUAGCAUCAUUCAUUUACAAGAAACAAUAUCAAAUUUUCAAUAUGGGAUACUGCAGGAUAGGAAAAAUAUAGAUCUAUAGUGUCAAGGUUUUUAUUAUUGUUCAUAUCUAGCCAUUAUAAAAGAGCAAAGGCUGCGAUUUUGGUUUAUGAUUGUUCAAAUGAAUCAUCCUUGUUACACAUUGAUAAAUGGAUAGAAGAGCUUGUUUUCUAGGCUGGUGCUAAUGUAAAAAUUGCAUUAAUAGGGGUAAAGAAUCUUAAAUGAAAAUUUGGUUAGAAUAAAACAGAUUUAUAAAGUUUCGAUAUGAAUGAACAUGUUCAAAAGUUAAUAGAAUAAUAUGAUAUUACAUACCAAAUCUAAACGAAUCAUUAAGAUCCAGAGUUCAAAGAUAAGAUGAACUAAUUGUUAGACUAAAUUAGCAUAAGUACUUUAUUAUCUUAUUGUUAUAUUUGGGAUUGAUUCUUCCUAAUCAGUAAAACCAAUCACCAAUAUCCAAUAUUGAUUUAUAAGAGAAUAAUAAUCAAGUUGAUGUGAUAUAAUUCAACCAUUAAGAAGAAAAUUUAUAAAAAGAAAAUAAACAUCUAGAAAGGCCAAUUGAAGUUUCGGCUAUUAAUGGCAAUCCGGAGGGGAAAAAUUGUGAAUGCUG